Molecule: messenger RNA, 789 nt
Organism: Gastrolobium bilobum
Lineage: Eukaryota; Viridiplantae; Streptophyta; Magnoliopsida; Fabales; Fabaceae
Product: cyclin-dependent protein kinase inhibitor SMR10-like
Exons: 1
Coding region: 198-677 (159 amino acids)
Biological process (GO): regulation of DNA endoreduplication
Source: RefSeq, a predicted model, not a curated record
UCUCUCUCAUAUAACUCAUAAGCACCCACAUGAACAAAGUCAAGUACUAGCAAGAAAUCCUAGUUCUUUCUAGGAUUCUCAUCUCUCCAGCUAGCUUCAUCCACUACCUUGUGUUAACUAAUUUUCUUUAAUUUCAAAUUCCCAUCCAUCAUCCCUUAAUUAGUAUUACGUUUUCUUGAUUCUUGUCGUUUUGCUUCAUGGGUAUCUCCUCAAAUCUUGAAGUGUUUCUCCCUGAGAAACAUGAUCCGAGACUCUGUUCGUUGGUUAGGAAACAAGAACUCGUGCAAGAACGUGACCAAGACCAAGAUCAUGAAGAUCGUCAACGUCAAGAUCAGAAGCAGCAGCAACAAAACGCUAUUACUGUUCCAGUUCUGCCCGAGGAACCUUUGGGUUUGAAGCUCAAGAUUCCGUCUUACAAGGAGGUGGAGAGAGAGAAAGAAGAUUCAAACGACGGGUUCAAGACUCCAACAACUUCGGAACACAAAAUUCCAGCGAUCCUGCCGUGCCCUCCUGCACCCAGAAAGCCAAAAACGUUGCCAUCCACGAAACGAAAAGCUUAUCGCCGCCGAAUUGUACUUGAUCUGUCCCAAGAGAUUGAAUCUUUGUUUCCCACUCCGUUUUCGGUGGAUCUUGGCGAUGGCGGUGAGAAUAAAAAGGUCAAACUGUUCACGGAAUGAUAAGCACGUACGGUGGCUAGCUACAAAAUAUAGGAGUGGAUGGAUUGAGCCAUAAAAAUCUGUUUCUUGUUCAUUAACUAUUACGUAACUCUACUUAGAUGGUUUGGGUUGU